CUGCCGCUUCUCUUCACAGUUCACCCUUCCAACUUCUCUUCUUUGUAGCCAAAAAGAAAAUAUGAGCCGAAUUAAAGAAACUUUAUCCAACAUUUCUGAUUCUGCCAAACACAUUUCCUUCACCAAGAAACACAAGAAAAUUUUCUUGGCACUAUUUGCAUCUUUAGUCAUUGUUGCUGCUAUAAUCGGCAUUGUUGCUGGAGUGAGCUCACGGAAUAACUCCGAUGAGUCCGAUACUUCCCAUCAUGCCAUUGUGAAAUCAGCUUGUAGUGGUACGUUCUACCCUGAUUUAUGUUUCUCGGCUGUUACUACCGUCCCUGCUGGUACUGCCAAAAAGGUGAGGAGCCAAAAGGAUGUUAUCGAAUUGUCUCUUAACAUCACCACCACUGCUGUCGAACACAAUUACUUCAAGAUUAAGAAGCUGUUGGCUCGAAAGGACUUGACGACGCGUGAAAAGACGGCUCUCCAUGAUUGUUUGGAGACUAUUGACGAGACCCUCGACGAGCUCCACGAAGCUGUUGAGGAUCUUCAUGAGUACCCCAACAAGAAAUCUUUGACCCAGCACGCGGAUGACCUCAAGACCCUGAUGAGUGCCGCAAUGACCAACCAGGAAACUUGCUUGGACGGGUUUUCUCACGAGGGUGCCGACAAGAAAAUCCGUGAGGUCCUGAUCGAUGGCGAGAAGUACGUCGAAAAGAUGUGCAGUAAUGCGCUUGCCAUGAUCAAGAACAUGACGGACACUGAUAUAGCAAACGAGAUGAUGCUCAAGUCAUCGAACAGGAAGCUGAAGGAGGACGAAAGCGGCAUUGCCUGGCCAGAGUGGUUGUCCGCUGGCGACAGGCGCCUGCUUCAGUCUUCUUCGGUGACCCCUAACGUAGUUGUGGCGGCCGAUGGUAGCGGGAACUUCAAAACGCUGUCGGAAGCGGUGGCCAAAGCACCGGAGAAAAGCAGCAAAAGGUAUAUUAUAAGAAUCAAAGCAGGCGUCUACAGAGAAAACGUGGAAGUCCCAAAGAAGAAGAGCAACAUAAUGUUCAUCGGAGACGGGAGAACUAAAACAAUCAUCACCGGCAGCAGGAAUGUGGUCGACGGAAGCACCACUUUCCACUCUGCCACAGUUGCUGUGGUUGGUGAAAAGUUCCUUGCCCGAGAUAUAACCUUCCAAAACACAGCAGGCCCCUCCAAGCAUCAAGCUGUUGCCCUCCGUGUUGGCUCUGAUCUCUCAGCAUUCUACAAUUGUGACAUGCUAGCAUACCAAGACACUCUCUACGUCCACUCCAAUCGUCAAUUUUACGUUAACUGCCUCGUAGCAGGAACAGUUGACUUCAUCUUCGGAAAUGCCGCAGCCGUGUUCCAAAACUGCGACAUCCAUGCUCGGAAACCAAACUCAGGGCAGAAAAACAUGGUGACAGCCCAAGGCAGGACCGACCCUAACCAAAACACAGGCAUUGUGAUCCAGAAAUGUAGGAUAGGUGCCACUUCUGAUUUACAGCCUGUUCGUAAAAACUUCCCAACAUAUCUUGGCAGGCCCUGGAAGGAGUACUCGAGGACUGUGGUAAUGCAAUCAACAAUCAGUGACGUGAUUCAACCUGCUGGUUGGCACGAGUGGAGCGGGAGUUUCGCCCUGAAAACACUGUUUUAUGCCGAGUACCAGAACACCGGGGCUGGUGCCUCAACUUCUGCGAGAGUGAAAUGGGGAGGGUACAAGGUGAUCACUAGUGCAAGUGAAGCUCAGGCUUUUACUCCUGGCAGGUUCAUUGCUGGAGGAAGUUGGUUAAGCUCUACAGGCUUUCCUUUCGCUCUUGGGUUGUAAUAAUUUUAAAGAUUGUAUUGUCAAUGUAGCCACCUGCCGACUUCAUUGUUUGGUUUGAGAUUUGCUUUGCGGCCAUGUAUCUGUUAAAUUAUUACUAAAUUAAUAGUAAUAAGCGAAUGCCAAGGUUUUCUUCAAA
Messenger RNA from Gossypium raimondii (Peruvian cotton), 1946 nucleotides. RefSeq names its product pectinesterase. The transcript is spliced from 2 exons. NCBI's taxonomy places the organism in Eukaryota, Viridiplantae, Streptophyta, Magnoliopsida, Malvales, Malvaceae. Gene Ontology annotation, molecular function: pectinesterase activity; pectinesterase inhibitor activity. The record is from RefSeq and is a predicted model, not a curated record. The coding region runs from base 62 to 1810 and encodes 582 amino acids. Gene Ontology annotation, biological process: cell wall modification.